Periconia digitata is the source of this 1512-nucleotide messenger RNA. Lineage: Eukaryota; Fungi; Ascomycota; Dothideomycetes; Pleosporales; Periconiaceae. The record is from the annotation of a GenBank genome assembly.
AUGGCGCGCCUCACUGAUGUUCCUGCUGAUGUCCUGUCCCUGCUGCUCGAUUACCUGACGAGCUACGACUACAAUGCUUUGGUGCGCGUCUCGACAAGAUUCAAUCACGACGUAGUGCCCCGCCUCUAUCGUCAUCUCAAGUUCACAGCUACCAAGUCCCGUGGGUGCGCACGAAGCCUCGCUUUUCUGCUUCGCACCUUGCUCGAGCGCCCGCAGCUUGCUUCACAUAUCCACAGCUUCAAACUACGAGGGCCUUUGCCGUGCUGGACAAAGUAUAAUCCAUGGCCCCCAGAAGAUUCCUCCAAACGCAUAUCUGGACCCAAACUAUGGGGGUUGGAGGAUUGCACCACGCUCUCACGGGCCCAGAAAAUAUUUGCUUCCAACCAGUUCUACAGUCUGGUCGACGAAAGCAUGCAUAAAUCCCAAGACCAAUUCAAGGGGAGAAACAAAGACGCUCUGGCGACACUAGUGCUGACGCGCUGCUACGAGUUGACCACCUUGGACCUGGGCGAUGGUUUCCUGAUGUAUUCCAUCUUCUUGCCCCAAAUCUUGAAGCGGGCAGAUCAUCUAUUUCCCAAGUUGAAUAAUGUCGUCUUGGGUGAUAAACGAUUCGAUCCCGAUAAUUCGCUGUCAUACAUAAACCUCGAUCUUAUUCGCCCCAUCUACUACUCUCCAUCAGUAACCACUUUCGAAUAUACCAUGUCUCAACCAUGGCAGCUGAAUUGGAAUCGUCCCUCACCUCCACGAAGUGAAAGCCUGACGACCCUUCACUUGUUUCGCACGAACAUCAAUCGAAGCACACUGGAACAACUUCUCUGCGCAACCCCACAUUUGAAACGGCUCCACUAUGAUCAGGAAGUGCUUUUCAACAACUCUUCCCAAGGACCACCCUUACUAGCACAGUUCCUGAAUCUCGACGGUCUUAACAUCGCACUAGCAAACCUCCAAAACACACUCGAGGAAUGCAAACUUACCCUCAAUAUGGCGGCAGAUUCUCUAUCCCCAACAGAACUUCUGGAAAACGGACUGCAUUUCCCUGGAAUACAAGGGACAUUGUCUGUCCUGCACAACUUUCCUCGCUUGCAAAAGGUCGAAGUCCCCGCUGUCAUGUUCCUGGGCUGGGCCCCCGAGUUUGCCGCUGAACUGAAGGAAGUGCUUCCGCCAAUGAUCACUGAUCUCACUUUACGGGAUGAUUUCAUUUCCUACUGCCAAUGGUCCGUCGGCUUCAACUGCUAUAAAAAAGUUGGACGGAUAAGCGAGUACCUAGAACAGAGGGCGUUCAGUGCGAAGAUGUUGUCGUGUUUCGGGAUUAGGCUACAGAACAGAGCGGCAGAUACAUGGCUCAGAGAUGCCGUGAAAGACUUGGGUAUGCCUCUGGGAGGCAGAGGGGUUCGGCACGAGCUGAAAAAGGAAAGGAGGGCGGAAGUGCAUUGUUGGCACUUUGGUAAAGGGGAAGGGGAAAGGGACACGAGGAAGGACAGUAUUAUACCGGGGAUGUUUCCUUCGACUUAG